AUGGAAGUUGAGAAACAUAAUCCAACCCAAACUCAAGACCCCUCCAAUCCAUCCCAAAAUGUUACUCCUACUACCACUAAUGAAACUAAUACACAAAAAAGAAAGCCUAAGAAAACUUCAGAUGUUUGGGUCCAUUUUAAACCAGUUGAGGGAGGUGAUCCUAAAAAUCCUAGGUGUAUAUGUAUUCAUUGUGGGGCUAACUACGCUUACAAUCCAACAAGGAAUGGGACUUCUACAAUUAGGGCUCAUUUGAAUAAAUGUAAGAAAUUUCCAGGAAGGGAAGAAGAUAAGAAACAUAAAUUAUUUUCUUUCACUAAAAAGGAAGAGGGUUCUAAUAGCCUGGUAGCGGUGUCUUGGACUAAAGAGGGUGCUAGAGAACAUUUAGCAAAAUAUAUUAUAUUGGAUGAGCUUCCCUUUAGACAUGUAGAAGGAGAGGGAUUUAGGCAGUACUCCCAUUACAUGAAUCCAAAGUUUGACCCUCCAUCUAGGAUUACUAUUGCUAGAGAUAUUUACAAUGUGUAUGUGGAUGAGAAGAAAAAACUGAAAAGUGUGAUGAGUAGGGAGAGAGUAUGUUUGACUACAGACACAUGGACUUCCAUUCAAAACAUCAAUUACAUGUGCGUGACAUCACAUUGGAUCGAUGGAGAUUGGAAAUUGCAUAAGAGGAUAAUUGGUUUUUUUCAAGUCUCCAAUCACAAAGGGGAAACAAUUGCAAAUGAAAUGAUGGGAUGUUUGAAAGAUUGGGGAAUAUGGAAGGUGUUUACUGUGACAGUUGACAAUGCAUCUUCUAAUGACACGGCUCUUGAGAGGUUAAAAAAGAAAUUGGUUGGAGAUGGUUUGAAGGACUUGCACUCAUCUAUAUGUAGUAUUCGUAAUGCAGUGAGAUAUGUUAGAUCUUCACCGGCACGACUUAGAAGGUUCAAGGAAUGUGCAAAGGAGGAGAACAUUCAAUCCAAGGCAUUGUUGUCCUUGGAUGUUCCAACUAGGUGGAAUUCGACGUACUUGAUGCUUGAAGCUGCUUUGAAAUUUAAGAAAGCUUUCAGUAGAUUAGAGGGGGAUUUGAAUUUCACUAGCUACUUUGACGAACCCUUGAAUGGUAGAGAGGUAGAUGGCCCUCCAAGUGAGUUAGAUUGGGAUAAUGCAAUUGUGUUUCUCAAGUUUUUGAAGACUUUUUAUCAGUUGACUCUCAAGUUUAGUGGAUCAUUGUAUUCCACGAGCAACCUUUACUUCUUAGAAAUUUGUGAGGUGAAACAAGAGUUGAAUGUUCUAUCUGAAGACUCAGACAAUUUGUUGGGCAAUAUGGCAGCUAGCAUGCGGAAGAAGUUUGACAAGUAUUGGGGUAAUCCCGAAAAGAUGAAUGUUGUUCUAUUUCUUGGUAUAGUACUUGAUCCACGAUAUAAAUUGGAGUAUGUUGCAGUGUGCUUUAGCUAUAUCUACGAGGAAACAGUUGCAAAAAACUUGUUGAAAUCUAUUGAAGAUAAAUUGCGUAGGAUGUUCCAUGAGUACAUCGAUAUCCCUCCUCCACCAACCAACACAAAAUCAGUUGAAGAAGCUUCUCAACCUAUACAGUCAACAGAAGUUUUUACCUUGGGUGCUAAACGACAAAUUCAUUCGACCUUUAUGAGACAAAAGGCAAUAAAGCGAGAUGGGAGUGAGAGGAAUGAAGUUGAUCGAUACUUGGAUGCAGAUUCUGAUGACUUUGGUGAUGACUUUGAUAUACUAGCAUGGUGGAAGCAAAAUUCUUGUAGGUACAAAGUGUUGUCAAGAAUUGCAAGGGAUGUGCUUGCAACUCCCAUUUCUACAGUUGCCUCAGAGUCGACCUUUUCUACUGGAGUUGUCAUUCGUGAAUAUAUGGAUGAAAUUGAAGGUUAUAAAGAUUGUGUUGAAGUUCUUCCAGACAUGGCUACUCCCAACAUUUUCAACAUGUAUCAGGCCGAGGAGGAAGAGGAAGUUCCCCAACUCCGGCGAAAGUCAUCAAGGACGCACACCGGCGAGACCAGUCAGGGGCCCACCAAAAAGAGUCGAACCGAAGAUCCUCCAAGGGACGCACCUACUGAGCAAACUUCCGCCCAUCCUCCGAAUCCUACGGAGAAACAGACUCCUUCUGCCACGCCAAAACCUCCGGCUGCGCCUACCGGAAAGCAAAUUACUCGGGAAGAAGCUCUCGGGGUCAAAAUCUUGAGCCGCACUCUGCGAUCAGCCAGGGAUCGCCUUGAACGCAUCGGUAAAAGCGACCGUGUCAAGGAUGCAAUGGGUGCCGACUUCAGCUAUCUUUUGGAAGACGUUAGGAAUGCCGAGCUGGCGCGUUGUGCUACCCAACUGGCCGAAGAGGAGGCAAGAGCUAGGAUCCCUGACUCCCCAAGCCUGGCUGUCGUAGAAGAAGAAGUUGCUGUUGGAUGCCUGUGA
Humulus lupulus (European hop) is the source of this 2406-nucleotide messenger RNA. Its product is annotated as zinc finger BED domain-containing protein DAYSLEEPER-like. NCBI's taxonomy places the organism in Eukaryota, Viridiplantae, Streptophyta, Magnoliopsida, Rosales, Cannabaceae. Gene Ontology annotation, molecular function: protein dimerization activity; DNA binding. The coding region runs from base 1 to 2406 and encodes 801 amino acids. The transcript is spliced from 5 exons. The record is from RefSeq and is a predicted model, not a curated record.